Molecule: messenger RNA, 1461 nt
Organism: Thlaspi arvense
Lineage: Eukaryota; Viridiplantae; Streptophyta; Magnoliopsida; Brassicales; Brassicaceae
Source: the annotation of a GenBank genome assembly
AUGGGUGUAGUCAAUGGUGCCAGCAGCAGCAGUAGACGAAGUAGUCAGACCAACGCUCAGAAUAAGAACCCAAAGUCUUCUAAGGCUCCGAAUCCCAAGGAGAGCGAUAAGCCCUCCACCAAGCGGAGAACCGGCGCGAUCCCGUGCGGCAAGCGUACCGAUUUUGGGUACGCCAAGGAUUUCCACGAGCAGUACACGAUCGGCAAGUUGCUGGGUCAUGGUCAAUUCGGCUAUACUUACGUCGCCAUCGACAAGGGCAAUGGAGAUCGUGUCGCCGUUAAGAGACUCGAUAAGAGUAAGAUGGUUCUUCCUAUUGCGGUUGAGGACGUGAAGCGAGAGGUGCAGAUACUUAAAGCUCUCUCAGGCCACGAGAACGUUGUACAGUUUUACAAUGCCUUUGACGAUGAUGACUACGUGAAAGAUAGUCGAUACUCCGAGAAAGAUGCAGCUGUUGUCGUAAGGCAGAUGCUCAAAGUCGCAGGAGAAUGUCAUCUACACGGUCUUGUACAUAGAGAUAUGAAACCAGAGAAUUUUUUGUUCAAAUCAGCCAAACUGGAUUCGCCUCUAAAGGCUACAGAUUUUGGCUUGUCCGAUUUCAUUAAACCAGGGAAAAGGUUCCAUGACAUUGUUGGUAGCGCCUACUAUGUUGCUCCCGAAGUACUAAAGCGCAGAUCAGGGCCUGAGUCAGAUGUGUGGAGCAUUGGCGGCCUUUCUGGGAUAGGACAGAGGACGGUCUUAAGGAACAAACCUGACUUCCGUCGCAAACCGUGGUCAACUAUAAGCGAGAGCGCGAAAGAUUUUGUUAAAAAGUUACUCACUAAUGCUCUUUUGCCCUUUGCAGCACAUGCGUGGGUUAGAGAAGGAGGGAAUGCCACUGAUAUCCCUGUGGACAUUUCAGUUCUGAACAACUUACGCCAGUUUGUAAGAUACAGCCGUCUAAAGCAGUUUGCUUUACGGGCGCUUGCUAGCACACUUGACGAGGCAGAGAUUUCAGACCUCAGAGAUCAGUUUGAUGCAAUUGACGUGGAUAAAAACGGUGUCAUUAGUCUUGAGGAGAUGAGACAGGCACUUGCCAAAGAUCUUCCUUGGAAACUGAAGGAUUCACGAGUUGCUGAGAUCCUUCAAGCGAUUGAUAGCAACACUGAUGGGUUAGUGGACUUCACAGAGUUUGUGGCAGCAGCUCUGCAUGUACAUCAACUGGAAGAGCAUGAUUCAGAGAAAUGGCAGCUAAGAUCACGAGCAGCUUUUGAGAAAUUCGACAUCGACAAAGAUGGGUACAUAACCCCCGAGGAGCUUCGAAUGCACACGGGAUUAAGAGGCUCGAUAGAUCCACUUCUGGAUGAAGCGGACAUUGACAGAGACGGGAAAAUAAGCCUGCAUGAGUUCAGGAGACUUCUGAGAACAGCGAGCAUAAGUUCGCAGAGGGUUUUAAGCCCUGCAGGGCACAGGAAUCCUCGGUAG